This is a messenger RNA of Dovyalis caffra, 825 nucleotides long. NCBI's taxonomy places the organism in Eukaryota, Viridiplantae, Streptophyta, Magnoliopsida, Malpighiales, Salicaceae. The record is from the annotation of a GenBank genome assembly.
AUGAUGGGCAUAUCUAUCUAUACUUAUGUUCUCGCCUUUUCUGUUUUGGGUAUGGUGUAUUACGGUCUUGAUCAUGACGCUGUUUUCCUUACCAAUGGAAUGGCGGACGAGGAACCUGUCGAUCCAAAGAAGUAUCUUGAGGAAGCUUGCAAGCCUAAAUGUGUGAAGCCUCUGCUUGAAUAUCAGGCAUGUGUUAAGAGAAUUCAAGGCGACGAGUCUGACCACAAACAUUGUACAGGGCAGUACUUUGAUUACUGGUCCUGUGUUGAUAAAUGCGUUGCACCAAAGCUGUUUUCAAAACUGAAGGCGGACGAGGAACUUGUUGAUCAAAAGAAGUAUCUUGAGGACUCUUGCAAGCCGAAGUGUGUGAAGCCUCUACUUGAAUAUGAGGCAUGUGUUAAGAGAGUUGAAGGAGAUGACAGUGGCCACAAACAUUGUACUGGGCAGUACUUUGACUACUGGUUCUGUGUUGAUAAGUGUGUUGCACCAAAGCUACUCUCUAAACUGAAAAACCGGCGUCCGUUCUUAUUCAUGCGAUUUACUACUUGCAUUGGAUUCGCAAUGGAGAGUGGAGACCCGUUUAAGUUUUGGGUAUCUGUUCGUACUCCACUAUCCAUUCCUGAAAGGGGAUUUAUUAAGAUUGGCCGGAUUUCUGCUAUCUACAAAAAGCUACCUGUUGAUUAUGCUAGGAGAGUUCACAAUAUUGUUGGUACCAAUCCUGAGGAGCAGCGAAGAUGGUAUGGCAGGUAUUUUGAAAAUUAUCAUGAACUUGUUAGCCACAUUUCAAGACUGUCAACGCUGCUGUUAGAGCUAAUCAUAGGGUAA